AAAUAGAACGCUAGGUGCGGUGAUGUGUAAUGUCGCAAAUCCGCGCGACAUUUUCGAAGAAAAUAAUAUUAAAUCUAAUCAUGCGAUCAUGCAGCUUACAUUAUGUGUUCAAUAUUUUUACAGUUUUGAUUCUUACUGCAUCGGCCUUUGAUGGGGGAUGGUAUACAGAUCAAGACAAACUUUUGGCACAGCCAGGGCCAUGUACAAUAGAAGUAAGAUAUGCUAAAGACUUGACACAAGAGGAAUUUCUAACCAGAUAUGCUUAUUCACAGCCUGUGGUGAUCAAAGGAGCAACAGACAAUUCUAAAUUCAUCCAUGACUGCCAGAAACAAGAAAUGCUGAAAAAAUAUGGAUCUAAAGUGAUAAGACUCAGUUCAGCAAAUACCUACUCCUAUGAAAAAUUGGAUGUAACUUUAGCUCAAUACAUAAUGGAAAUCAUGAGACCUCAGACACUGGAUAUGCUUGGAAAUGAGACAUUUUACUGGUUUGGAGACAACAAUUACACGGAGUGGCAAGAACUGAUUGACAAGUAUUCUCCUCCACCCUACUCACUACCUGGGCUUACAGGGGCUUACAGCUUUGGAUUGGCAGGUGCGGGAACUGGUGUGCCAUUUCAUUUUCAUGGUCCAGGAUUUGGUGAAGUUAUCUAUGGCAGGAAGAGAUGGUUUAUGCAACCACCAGAGAAGGUACCCCAUUUCCAUCCAAACAGAACUACGCUUCAAUGGCUCUAUGAAGAUUACCCAGAACUACAUCCUCUUGAUCAACCACUAGAAUGUACUGUUGGACAAGGGGAGAUAAUAUAUUUUCCAGACAGAUGGUGGCAUGGCACUUUGAACAUUGACACAAGUGUAUUUAUAUCAACAUUUCUGGGAUGACAUUUAGAAAAAUUGUACUGGCAGAGAUAUGUAUGACCAUUUCCCUCUGGUGUGGUUGUGAUCUAAGACUUUAUGUAGAAUAUUUAUAGAUUAUUCAGCACAGACCUGAAAAAACUCUUCUGAAAUUCUGAAUUGUGAAUGUUGUGUAUGGUUGCAUAUGAUGGCUUCAUUAUAUCUUCAUAAGUAGUUUCAGGAUUACAUGAUAUAUAAAAAAAUCACAAUUGUUAA
This is a messenger RNA of Pomacea canaliculata, 1103 nucleotides long. Its product is annotated as jmjC domain-containing protein 8-like. NCBI's taxonomy places the organism in Eukaryota, Metazoa, Mollusca, Gastropoda, Architaenioglossa, Ampullariidae. Bases 30 to 875 code for a protein of 281 amino acids. Gene Ontology annotation, cellular component: cytoplasm. The transcript is spliced from 9 exons. The record is from RefSeq and is a predicted model, not a curated record.